UCCACAGAGAAACAGCACAAUUACAUUUGGAAUGGAAAACGACAAAAAAAAUAUCGAAAGUGGUGCAUGUAUCAUAUGGAGUUGCUCGUCAUUGGGCAAACUCCAAAAGAUUGCAGAAACAACUAUUCUAGCCCCGGUAGUUGUGCCGUGCUUCGAUGUGGCCUGUUUCUCCCCAGAAGAGCCUACCAGGCUUCACCAACUUGUUUGGCUGGAAGGGGGGGGGACAACUGUAUGAUUUACAGCUUUUACUAAGAUGUUCUGUAAUUUGUGUGUCCAAAAUACAUUUGAUUGUCCACCAUUUGUGUUCACGUUCACAACAGUUUAUGAUUUAUGAAAUAGAGUUUCCCAGUAUUUGGGCGUCGAGUUGAUGUGAUACAUUAAAGACGUCAAUUGUUAUGAACGGGA
This is a messenger RNA of Schistosoma spindalis, 405 nucleotides long. The record is from the annotation of a GenBank genome assembly. Lineage: Eukaryota; Metazoa; Platyhelminthes; Trematoda; Strigeidida; Schistosomatidae.